Molecule: messenger RNA, 1755 nt
Organism: Pomacea canaliculata
Lineage: Eukaryota; Metazoa; Mollusca; Gastropoda; Architaenioglossa; Ampullariidae
Product: MORN repeat-containing protein 3-like
Exons: 5
Coding region: 269-982 (237 amino acids)
Source: RefSeq, a predicted model, not a curated record
GAGUAGUUUCCCCUGUCAGCUCACCAUGGCAACAGAACAACCCGGCAUUGGGUGUUGCGCUCUUGUUGUCAACCCACCUUUGUCUAUGAACAGAUCGAAGCUCACUGUUCCCACUGAUGUACUGCGCAUCAUUCUUUGGACCCCAUAUUUCAAUAUUUCAUCAGUGACGGUUGAGUCUCUAGCUUCGAACUUGAAAGACCCGCAAUAUCUUGAUGCCUGAAGGCUGACAUGACGCCAGGUUAGAACGAAAACUUCCUCAUAACACACAAUGCCCAUCGUAAAGACACCCAAAGAAGCGGAACCACCAUGGAAAGAUUGGGACCGCCGAGCUCAAAAGAAAGGAAUUCACCAUACAGUUUAUUCCGUCAACGGAGACCAGUACACGGGAGAUUGGCUUGAUAACAAAAAAGACGGCAAGGGUACAUACAAAUGGAAGGACACUGGCUGCAUAUAUGAAGGUGACUGGAAGAAAAAUAAACGAAAUGGUUUCGGAACUCUAAGCUAUCCUGAUGGCAGAGGAGGCUAUAAAAAAGAAUAUUCAGGUGGCUGGAAAAAUGAUCUACGGCAUGGCUAUGGCACUGAGUUUUAUACAGAUGAUGAAUAUUAUGAAGGGGAGUGGUAUGCAGGCAAACGUAGCGGCUGGGGGCGCAUGUACUACAAAGAUGGCACCAUUUAUGAGGGAGAAUGGUAUGAUGAUGAGUGCUCAGGGCAGGGCAUGAUGCGUCUUGCCAAUGAAAAUCGCUAUGAAGGUUCCUGGAAAAAUGGCAAAAGGAAUGGGCCAGGAAAAUUCUAUUACCUGGACACAGGACAGCUGUUUGAAGGUGUCUGGGUAGACAACACACCUAAAUGUGGGAGUAUGCGUGACUUUGGUCGAGACCAUGCACCGGACCCAACUCCUUACCCUAUACCAGCUAUUGAACUUAAAAAUCCCAACAAUGUGCUGGCUGAAGUAGAGGAAAAGUUCCUUCAGGACCUAGACUGACAUGCAGGAACUGCCUAGGUCCUUCAUGAUAAUGCACACUGAAUAACUGACACAAAGCAUUCUUCUUGAUUUUACAUCAAGAAACAAAUAGGAUGUGACUAUGGACAUACUAGUUGUGCCUCUAAGUUGUACAUUAGUUCAUCAUAGGGUUAAUUCCUGAGCACCUCUUCUUCUGAACAAAUACUUAAAGUUCCAACAUAAAUUUUUUCCUUAUUAUCACCUCACUGCUGUUUCUGCCCUAACUUUGAUGCCAGCAUCUGAAUAAAAGGUCUCCUUAACACCAUCUCAGACUGAAUGAAUGUUUAACACCAUCAAAGAUGCAUGCUUUCUCUUUUUCUUAUCCAACCCCAACAAAUAACUUUCCAGGAUGAAAUAGACAACUGUCACUUUUUUUACUUCUGUAAUUGCUGGCAUACCUGAUAGAAUUAUUUUCUAACAAAUUUCUCAAAAUGCUUUAAUGGAGUUAAGGAUAUGCUAAAAUCACGUCAAUACUAAAUGAUCCAGUGGGUCUACUUAUUCAGUAUCUGAUAUAGAGCAACUAGGUAAGUCCUCAGUGAGGCAAGUAUUUUCUUUUUGCUUUUUGAGAGAGAGGGAGAAUGAAUAAGAAAGAGAAAAAGAGAUUCCCUAAACUGUGGGAUUCAUGACUCCUAAGCACAAGAAAAUGCUGAUCAACAACUAAUUGGCAUGUCCAAAAACGGGCUUUCAAAAACUAGAAAAGAAUAUCACAAAUGUUAAUACAUUAUACGGAUAAUAAAUGCAAAGAAGCAAUCAAA